GAUUUAUCUGCAGCAAUUAGAAGAGCCAACUGAUAGCUUGGUCAAUGUCGUGUGUCGGUCGGGUUGGUGAUAAGCUGGACUUUGAGCUGGCGAUUUGAAUGCUUCUACCUGGCGCCAAGGAUAAAUACCAGAAACUUUGGGGAUUUUUCGCUUACAUGCUGCGGCUGCAGUCGAUGAACGGUAUGUGUUUGAAACGUUACACCCAACCAACACCAUGAAACCCAAUCGGAGAUUUGUUCAAAUGAAUGUUGUUUGUUGUUAGUGCUUACUAAUCAAAUCUUGGUUUAUUGGCUUAUGAAAUGUGCAAGAUAAAAACCGACUUGCUAAUGACUGCCAAGUUAUAUUGGAAAGAAAUAUUUUAGUGUUUCACGGUUUCCUGGCGCGCAAACAUGCAGUAGUUUAGAAUUUUUGUUUGUUUGGGAUGGUGAUGCGCGCUGUAGGUGAUUCUGGCCGGUUUCAAUAACUUUUUCUAAUGCUGCAGAAAUUCGUGGUCGCUUGACUAAUUAGUGUUAAUUCGUGUUUUUGCCUUAAUCGUCUCAAAAUGUGCUGGUUUUGUUGUCGCUGCCGCAAAAAGCAUCAGGAUGAUGAUUUCAUUUAUGAUGUCCAGAAUACUAAGCAGGACUUAUCGCCUAUUGAUCAGCCCAUAGUCCAGAGCAACACCAUAGAGGAGCUGAAGUUGAAAUUGGAGAAAAAGGAUCCUUUGAUUAAGCCCAGAUCGAAAUCACCAGCCAGUCCGGUUUCACCCACUCAAUUGCCGGAAGAAGCAAGGGAAGAAAUGAUUCCGGAACGACGAUCACCCCCCUUACUAACUGACGAUGGUCUCAUAGCCCCUAGAAAACCCAUAAAUCCCGUUCGGGAAGAUCCGGGAAGACAAAGUCUUCACAGGGAAUUAUUAUUUAAUCAAAAAAUUGGAAAAAAUGUUCUGAAUCAGAAGUCGGAACUGCAAAGAGCGCUGGAAAAGCACAAGGACAAUGUGGCUAAAAAGCAACUGGAAAGUUACGUUGCUGAGAAAACCCCCGAGUUAGAGAAAGUGAUCGCUGAUCGAGCCAGGCGACUGGAGAGCCCCGCUAAAAAAGACAACGAAGACGAUAAGGUCAUCAACAAGGAGUUUCUCCAAGCCAGAAUGAAGCUGAAGUCUACAAGCGAAUCAAAGUAGAGCAUCGAAUUUUCUCAACAGUUACAUAGCAAAAAUAUAGAUAUAUUUAUUGUUAAAAUGAAUAUCAACCCCCCAAUAGAGUGAGUCGUAACACUCACAUAUGAAAAUGUGAAGAUUUGCUACGGCUCGCUUAUAAGGAAGCAGAUCUUUAAAUCAGCAAACCUGUUAAGGUUUUUUUCGUGUAAGUUAUAGCAACCCUUCUAGUAAUAACGGUUUUGUAUAUGUAAAGUGUUAAUGUGAUACAUGUAAGAAUGCGACCUAGUUAAGGAGACUACAGUGUAUGUGUUGCCUAUUUUUAAGUUAGGAAUUAGUUUGUUUCACUGUAUAUUAACUCGUAUUAGUCAAACAUCCAUACAUAUUUUUCUUACAA
Dendroctonus ponderosae (mountain pine beetle) is the source of this 1526-nucleotide messenger RNA. RefSeq names its product protein FAM107B. Bases 542 to 1156 code for a protein of 204 amino acids. The record is from RefSeq and is a predicted model, not a curated record. NCBI's taxonomy places the organism in Eukaryota, Metazoa, Arthropoda, Insecta, Coleoptera, Curculionidae. The transcript is spliced from 5 exons.